Molecule: messenger RNA, 1422 nt
Organism: Rhododendron vialii
Lineage: Eukaryota; Viridiplantae; Streptophyta; Magnoliopsida; Ericales; Ericaceae
Product: PLASTID TRANSCRIPTIONALLY ACTIVE protein 6, chloroplastic
Exons: 5
Coding region: 125-1102 (325 amino acids)
Cellular component (GO): plastid-encoded plastid RNA polymerase complex
Source: RefSeq, a predicted model, not a curated record
GCUGCUUGGAUUGCCAGCUUAUCUUUCGCAGCCCAAAAAUCUGGUUUUCUCUGAUCAUUUUCCUUUGUAGGGUCCCGUAGUACAAAGUGAGUUUGUUAGGGUAGUACAAAGUGAGUUUGUUACCAUGAAGGCGACGCUGCUUCUCUCUACACAACCCCUACCGCCGUUCCUCACUUCAAAGCUCCCCACACUUGCCUCAUCCCAUCCUUCACUUCACCUGAACCUGAUUCCACGCCUCACCUUCACCAGGCGUCGUCGAUUUCGGCCCGAUUUCACAGUCCACGCCGACGACGGAGAUGGCGGAGGCAUCGAUGAAUACGAGCUGGACGAGUUCGAUGCCGAGGAGUUUGACAACAGGAAGGACUACGACGUGGACUACGAGGAGCACCCCCUCGCUGGUGGUGUCUCGGACGACAUCUUGAUGGUGCACGGUGGUAGUAAUAGUAAGAGCUUUUUCGAGUCAAGUGAGGAGUGGGGUUCGGAGUCUGUGGUAGAUUACAGGAUCAACGAGGAUGAGUUUCACAAGUUUAGCUUGCUCCAUUGUGAUUUCUUUAUAAGGAAGCCUCCGGACCCUGAUAACGAUGUCUAUGACUUCGGAGAGAUGUACGUUACACCUCCAGAUACUGAUGUUUACUAUAUUCCUGAGGUCCUUGCGCCAAUGCCUAGAAAGCACAUUCGAUGUGUACAGAGUGAUUAUGGACGCUAUGACCUAACUGAACCUCCCAUUGAUGCACCUCGAGAUCCUUUGUAUAAAUCUGACUAUGAGGUUUUGAAGGUUUUCUUAACAAAGCACUACAAGAACCGGAGACUGGGUGACCCUGAAUUUGUGCUAGAUUUUGAGGAGAUUUAUGUUAUCGAUUCAAAAACAAAGUCGAUUACCAGAGCAAGAGUUUUGGUGACAGUUCCAGGUGGACGGAAUAGGAAUAGAAAAUCAGACUUGCUUGUUGUACGUGAAAAUGGAACCUCCUUCAAAAUUAUUCCUGCGAGUGAAAGAGUAGAUGCCACCACCGUGAUAGCGAGGGAAGAUUGGGAGAAAAGUAGACAAGAUCUGGAGAGGCAUCUGAGCAAGCUUAGGGACUUCAAUGUUUCAAAUUGGUUCUAAAUUUCUAAUCUUCUACUACUUGGAUUUUGAGUUGAGAGAUUGUUUGAGGACGAGAUUGCAACAAAAUGGAGACUUUUGGAAUCUUGUCUAACCACGAGGGUUCGCCUUUUCUUUGAUUCAGUGUCUUAUCUUGUAGGAAAUUCUACCUUUGUUUCUUAUGAGUGUUUUUUGUGCAAGUUCCUUCUAUUAGAAAGAAGGCUUGCUUUCCUGUUGUACGUGAGGUGUAUAGCUAGUGAAAUGAAUGAGAACCCUUUCGGAAUCCUCUGUUUAAUUCUUGACCAUAUGUCAUCAAUGACAGGAUUUGUCUGGUGUUUCACGAA